CCCGCCGGGCGGCUGCCGGAGCCGGGCCCCGCCGGAGAGGCCUCGCCAGGCCCCGCCCGCUCGGCAGGCGGCGCCGGCCCGGCUGUGGCGGGGGAUGGCGGCGGCGCGGAGGGCGGCGGCGGGGGACCCCCGCGCUGGCUUCAGGCGGGCGGCGGAGCCGAGCCCGGCCGUGCCGCAGGGGCUGAUCCGGGCGGCUCGGAAGAGCGGGCAGUUAAACCUGUCGGGCCGGAACCUCGGCGAGGUGCCUCAGCAUGUGUGGCGGAUAAAUUUGGAUACCCCAGAGGAAGCUCAUCAAAAUCUCUCCUUUGGCGCGGCGGAUCGCUGGUGGGAGCAGACAGAUCUGACCAAGCUGAUACUUGCCUCAAACAAACUGCAGUGUCUUUCAGAGGAUGUCAGACUUCUGCCUGCGCUCACUGUUCUGGAUGUGCAUGAUAAUCAACUGACAUCGCUUCCUUCUGCUUUAGGACAAUUAGAAAAUCUUCAGAAACUUGAUGUCAGCCACAACAAACUGAAAGGUAUCCCAGAAGAGUUGAUGCAGUUGUCUCACUUGAAGAGCCUUCUUCUUCACCACAAUGAGCUGAGCUGCUUGCCGGAUGGAUUUGGACAGCUUGUCAAUUUAGAAGAACUAGAUCUGUCCAACAACCAUCUCGCAGACAUUCCAACAAGUUUUGCUUUGCUCAUUAACUUAGUGCGACUCAAUUUGGCUUGUAAUCAACUCAAGAACCUGCCUGCAGAUAUCAGUGCGAUGAAAAGCUUAAGGCAGCUGGACUGUACUAAAAACUACCUGGAAACUGUACCUUCUAAACUAGCAACUAUGGCGUCUUUGGAACAGCUUUAUCUGAGAAAAAAUAAACUGCGUUCCUUACCAGAAUUUCCCUCAUGCAAAUUACUGAAGGAGUUACAUGCUGGUGAAAAUCAGAUUGAAAUAUUAAAUGCAGAGAAUCUGAAGCAUCUGAAUUCCCUCUCUGUAUUGGAACUUAGAGACAACAAGAUAAAAUCAGUUCCCGAUGAAAUUGCUCUGCUUCAGAAGCUGGAGCGACUUGACCUCGCCAACAAUGAUAUCAGUAGAUUGCCUUACACGUUGGGGAACCUUCCUCAGUUGAAAUUCCUGGCAUUGGAGGGAAAUCCUUUGAGAACUAUUCGAAGAGACCUUCUGCAAAAAGGCACCCAGGAACUUCUGAAAUAUCUGAGAAGCAAAAUCCAAGAUGAUGUGACUAACCCACAUGAAGAGCCUCCUGUGACAGCCAUGACUCUCCCGAGUGAGUCAAGGGUUAGCAUGCAUGCCAUAACUUCACUAAAAUUAUUGGAAUAUAGUGAGAAACAGGCAGCCGUGAUUCCCAAUGAAAUGUUCAAUGCGGUCGGAAGCAAUCCCGUCGCCACCGUCAACUUCAGCAAAAACCAGCUGAGUGAAGUUCCUCCAAGGAUUGUGGAGCUGAAGGACUCGCUUUGUGAUGUCAACCUUGGCUUCAAUAAAAUCUCAUCUGUCUCCUUGGAGCUUUGCGUGCUCCAUAAAUUGACACAUUUGGAUAUCAGAAAUAAUUUUUUGACAUCUCUACCUGAGGAAAUGGAGGCACUGACGAGACUGCAAGUCAUAAAUCUUUCCUUUAAUAGAUUUAAAGUAUUUCCCAGCGUCCUUUAUCGCAUCCUCGCUCUGGAGACCGUCCUGCUCGGUAACAACCAGGUUGGGUCCAUCGAUCCUCUGCAGCUGAAGAAGCUGGACAGGCUUGGGACGCUGGACCUGCAGAACAACGACCUCCUCCAGGUGCCACCCGAACUUGGGAACUGCGAAACUCUGAGGACGCUGCUGUUAGAAGGGAAUCCAUUCCGCACUCCGCGGGCAGCCAUCCUGGCCAAGGGAACGGCCGCGGUGCUGGAGUACCUGAGGAGCCGAAUUCCUGCGUGAGUCCAGCAGCCGGUGUCCUCGGCAGACCCGGAGUCAGAGUCCAAGCAAAGCCUGACCCUGUCGACCAAAUGCCGUGGGGUUUUACCGCCUUCCUCCUCCUUCGUCAGCCGGCUCUUCAGCGGCCGGUGCCACGAAGCGUGUGUGACGCUGUUUGUAGUUUGCAUGUUAAGGAAGAACUCGCCUGUGAAACAUUUUCCCCUCGAGGCUGCAUGUGUCAGGAGUGCAUUUUACAAUACCGCAAUACACGUUUACACUUUUUGUAAUAAAGAAUGCCAGUGCCAGCCGCCUUCAGGAACAGUGACAAUCGGUUUUCUACAAUUCAGCUGAUUUUUAAAAGGAAUUGUCGACGUCAAAGUAUUUGAGCAAAAGGCAGAAGUGAACACUUUGAUUUUUGUCUGCCUGUUUUCUAAUCUCCCGUCAGGUAUUCAGUCUCGUCACUGCUGCUCCCCUGGGUGGCAAACGCUGGCGCCCUCGACCUGCGUCCUGGGGAGACGCAUUCGGUGCGAGAUGUGCCGCGGCCACGCGCGUCUCACGGAGCAGUGACCAGAACGUGGCUGGUGUUGGUAACUGCACUGAAACAAUAAAUGUUUGCUGUCGGAUGGAUGUUUUGGGGUUUUUUAAGCAUAUGCUAUAAUUAAGUUUUCUAGCCAGUAACCUUAGAUACCCUUUCAUUUUUUAUU
Molecule: messenger RNA, 2583 nt
Organism: Chroicocephalus ridibundus (black-headed gull)
Lineage: Eukaryota; Metazoa; Chordata; Aves; Charadriiformes; Laridae
Gene: LRRC40
Product: leucine rich repeat containing 40
Exons: 15
Coding region: 95-1903 (602 amino acids)
Molecular function (GO): protein binding
Source: RefSeq, a predicted model, not a curated record